Molecule: messenger RNA, 4370 nt
Organism: Cynocephalus volans (Philippine flying lemur)
Lineage: Eukaryota; Metazoa; Chordata; Mammalia; Dermoptera; Cynocephalidae
Product: zinc finger protein 420-like
Exons: 5
Coding region: 93-3128 (1011 amino acids)
Biological process (GO): regulation of DNA-templated transcription
Source: RefSeq, a predicted model, not a curated record
GGGAAUUCCUGAUGCUGCAGCCGGGUCAACGCUGCUCGUCAGAUCCUGCGGUUGGAUUGUGCAUCCCUGAAGCUGAGCUGCCAUAGUGCCCUAUGCAUUAUCAAGAGCAAGAAAUGAUGAAUAAAACUCUGGAGUUAGUGUCAUUUGAGGAUGUGGCUGUGGACUUCACCUGUGAGGAGUGGCGGGACCUGAAUGAUGCUCAGAGGACUUUGUACAGGGAUGUCAUGCUGGAGAUCUAUAGCAGCCUGGUGUCACUGGGGUACUGCAUUAGUAAACCUGAUGUUAUCCUCAAGUUGGAGAAAGGAACAGAGCCAUGCAUGAUAGAAGAACACCCAAACCAGAGCCUCCCAGAUGUCCAGAUAGUCAGUCACCUAGCUGAGAGCAGCCAAGAAAGUCAUGGUAGAUACUUCCGGGAAGGUGUAAUCAUCAGCAGAAACCGAUCAACUGAGGAGAGAGUUGAUUUAGUAAAAUCAUUAAAUUUGAGUUCAGAGCAUAUUUUAAAUCUGGUGAUAAAUGAUGGAAGAUAUUCAGGAGUGGAGCAUGAGGAAUUUAAUGUACAUCAGAAUGAACUUCGAGAGACUGAUGACCUAUAUGCGGGAGAGAAAUCUGAUGUCCAUAAUAUAACUGGGAAAUCACAGAGACAGCACAAGCAUCUUAGUCAGCAUCCCAAGAUUCAAACUGGGCCACCUUCUGAAUACAGUGGAAAAAAAUCCUCGAACUCAGUGCCAACAAUGUUUAAAUAUAAGAAGAUUCAUAUGGGUGUGAUCACCUGUAAAUGUAAUGAAUAUGGGAAAGCCUGUGAUAAAUCAACUGUCAUAACCCAAGAGAUAACACAGGUAGGAAAGAAAACUUUUCAAUGUCAUGUAUGUGGGAAAAUGUUCUAUAAAAAGGCUAAACUUUCUCAACAUCAGAUUAUACACACAGGAGAGAAAUAUAAAUGCAGUGAAUGUCAGAAAUCUUUUAUCAAGAAAUCAGAUCUUACCUUAUAUCAGGAAACAUGUACAGAGAAGAAGCUUUACCCACGUAAAGGACAGGAGAAAUUUUUGCAUCAGAAGUCAGACCUUACUAUGAAUCACAGAAUUGAAACAGAGGAAAGGUCCUAUGGAUUUACUAAGUAUAGCAAGAACUUUCAUGAGAAUUCACUUCUCAACUAUCAUCAGACAAUUCACACAAGUGAGAAAUCAUCUGAAUGUAAUGAAUGUAGGAAAACUUUCUACCAUAAUUCUGCCCUUACCCUAUAUCAGAAACUUCACAUAAGUGAGAAUCCAUAUGAAUGUGAAGAAAGUCAAGUUUUCUAUAGUAAGUCAAGACUUCACAAACAGAGAAUUCACACAGGUGAGAAACCAUAUGAAUGUAAAGAAUGUGGAAAAGGUUUUAAGCAGAAUUCAAUCCUCAGCAGACAUCAGAGAAUUCACACAGGUGAGAAACCAUUUGAAUGUAAUGAAUGUGGAAAAGCUUUUAACCAAAAGUCAAUCUUCAGUAGGCAUCAGAGAAUUCACACUGGUGAGAAACCAUAUGAAUGUAAAGAAUGUGGAAAAGCUUUUAACCAAAAGUCAAUCCUCAGCAUGCAUCAGAGAAUUCACACAGGUGAGAAACCGUAUGCAUGUAAAGAAUGUGGAAAAGCUUUUAAACAAAAGUCGAUGCUCAGCUUGCAUCACAGAAAUCACACAGGUGAGAAACCAUAUGAAUGUAAGGAAUGUGGAAAAGCUUUUCACCAAAAGUCAAUCCUCAGCAUGCAUCAGAGAAUUCACACAGGUGAGAAACCAUACGCAUGUAAAGAAUGUGGAAAAGCUUUUAAGCAAAAGUCGAUGCUGAGCUUGCAUCACAUACAUCACACAGGUGAGAAACCAUAUGAAUGUAAAGAAUGUGGAAAAGGUUUUAACCAAAAGUCCAAUCUCAGCAUGCAUCAGAGAAUUCACACAGGUGAGAAACCAUAUGAAUGUAAAGAAUGUGGGAAAGCUUUUAAACAAAAGUCACACCUCAGCCGGCAUCAGAGAAUUCACACAGGUGAGAGACCAUAUAAAAAUAAAGAACAUGGAAAAGCUUUUAAACAAAAGUCAAUGCUCAGCUUGCAUCAGAGCAAUCACGCAGGUGAGAAACCAUAUGAGUGUACAGAAUGUGGAAAAGGUUUUAACCAUAAGUUGAUCCUCAGCAUGCAUCAGAGAAUUCAUACCGGUGAGAAACCAUAUGAAUGUAAAGAAUGUGGAAAAGCUUUUAAACAGAAGUCAAUGCUUAGCUUGCAUCAGAGAAAUCACACAGGUGAGAAACCAUAUGAAUGUAAAGAAUGUGGAAAAGCUUUUAACCAAAAGUCAGUCUUCAAUAGGCAUCAGAGAAUUCACACAGGUGAGAAACCAUAUGAAUGUAAAGAAUGUCAGAAAGGUUUUAACCAAAAGUCCAACCUCAGCAUGCAUCAGAGAAUUCACACAGGUGAGAAACCAUAUGUAUGUAAAGAAUGCGGGAAAGCUUUUAAACAAAAGUCACACCUCAGCAGGCAUCAGAGAAUUCACACAGGUGUGACACCAUUUGCAUGUAAGGAAUGUGGGAAAGGUUUUAUCCAAAAGUCAGACUUCAGCAUGCAUCAAAGAAUGCAACCAUGUGAGAAGGCCUAUGAAUGUAACAGAUGUCAAAAAACUUUUAACAAGUCAUACUUCAUGUUGCAUCAGAGUACUCACACAGGGAAAAUUCCUUAUGAAUGUAAUGAAUGCGGAAAAGCUUUUAAACAAAAGUCCCAUCUCAGCAGGCAUCAGAGAAUUCAUACAGGUGAGCAACCAUAUGAAUGUAAAGAAUGUGGAAAACCAUUUAAACAAAGGUCACACCUCAGCAUGCAUCACAGAAUUCACACAGGUGAGAAAACUUAUGAGUGUAAAGAAUGUGGAAAAGCUUUUAAACGGAAGUCACACCUUAGCACACAUCAGAGAAUUCACACAGGUGAGAAACCAUAUGAAUGCAAAAAAUGUGGGAAAGCUUUUAACCAAAUGUCGAUCCUCAGCAUGCAUCAGAGAAUUCACACAGGUGAGAAACCGUAUGAAUGUAAAGAAUGUGGGAAAGCUUUUAACCGAAAACCGUACCUCAACAGGCAUCAGAGAAUUCACAAAGGUGAGACCCCACAUGAAUGUAGGGAAUGUUGAAAAGCUUUUAACCAAAAAACAGCCUUCAGCAUGCAUCAGAGAACUCACCCAGGUGAAAAGUCCUGCAAAUGUCAUGGAUGUAAAAAAAUGUUCACUCAUAGGUCAUACUUCAGGAUGCAUCAGAGUACUCACAUGCAAAAACCAUUAUGAGUGUAAAGAAUGUGGAAAACUUUUUGUGUGUGUGGCUGGCUGGUUCAGGGAUCUGUAUCCAUGACCUUGGUUGCUACAAGGCUGUGCUCUAACCAGCUGAACUAACUGGCCAGCCAGGAAUGUGGAAAAAAUUUAACUGAAAAUCAGCCCUCAGCAGGCAUCAGAGAAUUCACAUGAGUGAGAAACAAUAUGAAUGUAAAGAAUGUGGAAAGGGUUUCAACAGAAAGUCAGCCUUCAGCAUGCAUCAGAGAACUCACACAAGUGAGAAGCCCUCCAAAUGUAAUGAAUGUGGAAAAACCUUUAACAAGUCAUACUUUUGGAUGUAUCAGAGUACUCCCACAGGAGAAAAAAAAACCUGAAUGUAAACAACAUGGAAAAGCUUUUAAUUGAAAGUUGACCCUCAGUAAACAUGAGAGAAUUCACAGGUUACAAACCAUCUGAUUGUAAAGAAUUUGGAAAAGCUUUUAACCAAAAUUCAUCCUUCAACAUGCAUCAGAGAAUUCACACAGGUGAGAAGCUGUGCAAAGAUAAUGAAUGUGGAAAAAUCUUUAACAGCAAAUCAUCCUUCAGAAUGCAUCAGAGUACUCAUGGGAAAAAAAAAACUUAUUAAUGUAAAGAAUAUGGAAAAGAUUUUAACCAAAAACCAAACCUCAGCAGGCAUCAGGGAAUUCACACAGGUGUGAAACCAUAUGAAUGCAAAGAAUGUGUAAAAGAUUUUAAAAACCAGUCACAGUUUAGAAGACAUCAGGAUACUCACAUGUGGGAAAAAUAUGAAUGUAAUGAACAUGACAAGCUUUUUACAGGAACUGCACCUAAUAAACAUAAAAGGAUUCACACGGGAAAAUCACAGUGAAUGUAAUGGGUACAGGAAAAUAUUUUGCCAGGAGUCACACUUCAGGAUACAUCAAAGAACUUACAUCAAGAAGAUGUAUUAAUGUAUAAUUAUUCUUUGGUAUUGGUGAUUGUUUUGAAGAUCUAUUUAUAUAAAAACUUGCUGGUGCUGAAGUUUCUUCUAUAAAUGGUGUGGUGUUUCUGUAUUACCAAUUGACCUCCUGCCAUGUGCUUUGCGUAUUGUAUAGAUUCCUUUUAAUA